Molecule: messenger RNA, 2487 nt
Organism: Bactrocera tryoni
Lineage: Eukaryota; Metazoa; Arthropoda; Insecta; Diptera; Tephritidae
Exons: 5
Coding region: 1-2487 (828 amino acids)
Source: RefSeq, a predicted model, not a curated record
AUGAACUCAUCGCGAGAACAGUCUCCCGUCGAUGCCGGGGACGAAAACGCUCGUAGAUAUGAAAGGCCGGAGGACGCUCCUCACGAUGAGUCGCAACAGUUGGCCGAACAACGGCAACAACAACAUUUGCUAGAUAUGCAACAUGAGAGGCAGCAGCGGCAGCAGUUACUAGAUCAACGCCAACUCGUCGAAGCAACAGUGCCACAUUUUGCGGUCGAAGAAGAAACUCAAGGAGUUGCUUCGGCUUCGGCCUCCGCUUCUGCCUCUGAUGCUGCUUACGAGGCUGAUGUCGAUGAUGUUGAUAUGCCAACUGUUGCUGAUAAUCAUAAGCAUGAGCAAGUGGCGCGCGAUGUUGCAAAGGCGCCAUACGUACCAGCUGAAAUGAGUCUGGGCGCACAGCAGCGGCGUCAAGCUGAACGUCAGCAUAUUUAUGAGCUUUUUCAACCCUGGGCAUUGAAGAAUUACGGCGAUCAAGCCAAGACGAAAACUAUAACGCUGCGUAAGAAAACACGUAUUUUGAAAGCGUUAGAGGGCAAAGAGCACAGUCGGCCAGAUAGUUCGAAAUUUCGGUUUUGGGUGAAAACCAAAGCUUUCACCACAAAACGUCCAGCUGAGUUCAAAGAAGCUGCUGGCGGUCAUCGGCAGCUCGAACCACUCCCACCGAACGCCGUGCUUUCCGAUAAUCCCAGUCUAGUGGAUCUAUUUGUAGCUUCAACCACAAAGGACUUUGGCAAACGCACCUAUCGCAAGGUGGCCGUGGUAGAAGAAUUCUUUGACAUUAUCUAUAAUGUACAUAUGGAAUUGGGUGGACGUAGUGGCAUGCAUGCCGGACAAAAGCGCACAUAUCGCAUAAUUACCGAAACAUAUGCUUUCUUACCGCGUGAAGCUGUCACACGUUUUCUAUCCAUUUGUCCAGAAUGUAAGAAGAAUUUGCGCGCCACUUCACCGGCCACAUCCAUCAAUCCACCAGAGGAUUGUGGUAACGAAAGCUCAUCGGAGGUUGAAGGACUCAAUUACUCAUCACAUACUGAAAGCUCUGUGGAAGCAGGACCAACGAAAACUCUAACAAAAGGAGCAGCCACUAGCAUAACCACUGCACACACAGUAGUUCCACUGAAGCGACGCUACUCUCAGCUUGAGGAAGCGUCCGAUAAUACUAAAUUUUUUCCAGCAUCACAAUCAAUUGCACGUGCUUUGCUUUCGGCACCAUCACGACAGCCUCUGGCAGCGCCAGCCUCGCUACCCAGAUCCAUUUCAACAGAUACAGCCGUAGCCACAGCGACAGCAGCAGCACCUAUUAUCACUAUCGAUUUGGUAUCCGAAAGAACGACAUCUUUAUCUAAGCCGACACCAACAACGCUUGUCGGGCAACCAAAAAUACGCAUCAAUCCACAAUUGCAGCGUCCUUUGACUCCGCCUCCUGUACCGGCUUCAGUUUCUGUUGCGGCAACCGUCUCGUCAACAUCGGCAUCGCCAUCACCGUCACCUUUGGUGGUGCGCGAACCGGUUACGCAUGCGCCGCCUUCUUACCUCGGCUAUCAUCCCCUUUGUUUUGAUAUGAAUUUCUUAAAGACACAUGAGAGCUUCUUUCGUUAUUAUGAAAUGAUGCGUCGUUUCUAUGCCGGCGGCUUUCCAUUGCCACUCCCACCGAUGCCCGCUGAGUUUACCAGCGUUGCUGAGUUGUUAACCCCUCAGCGUAAUUCCAAUUCAGGUGUAUCGCGUGGUUCAGGUAUUAUACCAGCUAGUGGCAACGUAAAGCAGCCCGCUGUGCAACAGGAAUGCUCAGCAAUAUCAGAAAAUCCCUCCAUUCACACCAAACCCAUUGAUAUUCAAGAACCUUUAAUAAAAAAAUUCAAAAGCUCACCAGAAAGUGAGAAAACCUUGAGACUGCGUACCAACGCAACCGAGUCGCAAGCUCGUGAGACCACAUCAGCCAGUACUGUGGCUGCUGCGGUGGCUUCGUCCACUGCUGCUGAGUUGGAAAUGGUUACCGAGACAAUGGCGCCAAUGCCACCCCUAUCCCCACCCCCCACACAGCUCAGUGCAAUUAAUCUAUCAAUAGCUUCUACUUUCAGGUCUACACGCUCGAAUGGUACAUCAACGUCACACACGAAACCGUUGCCAACUCUGCCGCACAUCGUCAUACCAACAACACCGCUAACAUUGGCCUCGUCAGCGCUGUCAGAGCUAGUCACCUCCACACCCACAGCGCUCAAAAGCAAUCUGUCGUCGGCGCUUUCAUUUAAGUCCUCCACAACCGAAGUGAGAGCUUCUUCGUCCAAGUACAAGCCGUCCGGUGGCGCUGAUAAUCGUCCAACGCCUUCGUCAACUUCGCGGUAUACUUCCCGCUUGCCGCCAUUGGAUUUGGAGCGUUUGAAACCGAUCACUUCGACAUAUUUGCAAUUGACACGCAGCAUGGGCUUAAGCGAUGAGGAUGCCUUGCGCUUUGACAACCUGGUGAGUAAUGAUUUCAAUUAUACGCUAUAA